Athene cunicularia (burrowing owl) is the source of this 4353-nucleotide messenger RNA. Its product is annotated as alpha-2-macroglobulin-like protein 1. Bases 1 to 4353 code for a protein of 1450 amino acids. The transcript is spliced from 36 exons. Lineage: Eukaryota; Metazoa; Chordata; Aves; Strigiformes; Strigidae. The record is from RefSeq and is a predicted model, not a curated record. Gene Ontology annotation, cellular component: extracellular region. Gene Ontology annotation, molecular function: endopeptidase inhibitor activity.
AUGGGAGCACCAGUGCUCCUCCUAGCACUGACCCUAUUCCUAGUCACAGCUGCAGCAAGCCUGGAACCUCACUACAUGGUGGUGUUCCCUGCUGUCAUUCACCAUUCCCAAGAGGAGAAGCUCUGCAUUCACUUCAGCUCCCUGACUGAGGACGUCCACCUGGCUGCCACCUUGCAGGUGUCAUCCCAGAAUCACACACUGGUGACACAAGAUGUGGAGAAGCCAGGCACUUUUCAGUGCAUCACCUUCCAGGUGCCAGAGUUCGUUCCCAGCAAAAGAGAGGAUUCCAUGUCACACCCAGACACGGUGGCUUUUCUGCAUGUCCUGAUCCACGGUGGGGACAAUGUGCUCUUUGAGGGUCACAAGAAGGUUCUCAUCAAACCCCAGAAGAAUGUAAUUCUGGUGGAGACAGAUAAGGUCUUAUACAAACCUGGAGAAACAGUGAAAUUUCGAAUUGUGAACCUUGAUGAGGACCUUAAAGUCAUUAAAAAUGAGUAUUCCCAGAUAUGGCUGCAGGAUCCCGAAUAUAACCGUAUUGCUGAGUGGCUGAAUGUAAAGUCAAGACAUGGCAUUGUGGAUCUGUCCUUCCCCCUGGCCUCUGAAGCACCACUUGGGAGAUAUACCAUAUCAGUCCAACAAUACAUGGCUGGAAAAUCCUUCAGGGUUGGCAAAUAUGUGCUGGAAAAAUUUGAAAUGAAGAUUGAGCACCCUCCAUUUAUCACUACAGCAGAUGAGGAAUUUCAGCUGAAGGUCUGUGGCAAGUAUACCUAUGGGAAGCCCGUUCAAGGCGAAAUAGUUAUUAAUUUUAUCAUAUUAUCCCAGUUAUUCGAAGACCCUUCAUCAAAUUCUUCUAUGAUGAGGAAGCAGAACAGCUGGACAGACAAGAAUGGUUGUGCUACUUUUACAGUGAAGAAAGAGAGUCUGAGGUUAAAUGAAACUGAUAGCUACAUAUUUGUGACAGGGGAAAUGGUGGAAAAUGGAACAGGAGCAAGUGCUACGGAAAUGGCUAGAAUUGCUGUUUUGAUGAGAAUGAAGUCUAUAGAUUUUAUCAACUUCCAUUCAUUCUACAAACGUGGACUACCAUACACAGGGAAGAUAUUCUGCCACAGUAACGAAUCUCCCCUCAGAAAUGAAACAGUCUACCUAAUAGUUGAUGUCAAUGAGGAGGAGACACACUUGUCAUUCCUCACGGAUGAGAAUGGAGAAGUCCACUUCUCACUGGAUACCACCAGCUGGAACAGCACAUUUGUUUCUCUGAAGGGUACCUACAACCUUAAAAAUGAUGAUGAGCAAGAUUCUUCUCAAAGCAACAGAUUAGUCCAGGAUAACUUUCACUGGCUGAAACCUUUCUACUCUGAGAGCAACAGUUUCCUUGAGAUCAAGGCCUGGAAUGAUGUGAUGCCCUGUGAUCAAGAACAAGAAGUGCAAGUGGAUUAUAUCCUUGACCGGAAUAAACUCAGCUCUGAAGCAGAUCACAUUGAUUUCUACUACUUGGUGAUAUCAAAAGGCAAGAUCCUUUCCAGUGGAGAGAAGCAGGUGCCAAUUAUCCAGCAUGAGAAGCUGCAGGGCUCCUUCUCCUUGACUUUGACUACUAGCAAUGACUUCUUGCCUGACAUUCAGCUCCUACUGUACUCAGUCUUCUUGGAUGGAGAGGUGGUGGCUGAUGUGGAAGAGUUUCAAGUAGAAAAGUGCUUUAAACACAAGGUGUCACUGGACUUCUCACGCAAGGAGGAAGUCCCCGGAUCGACAGUCAGCCUGGACCUCAAGGCUGCUCCAGGGUCCCUGUGCUCUGUCCAAGCUGUUGACAAGAGCGUCCUCCUGAAGUACAACAAUACCCUAACAGCAGACACACUGUAUAAUAAGGUCUUUGAUGACAUCUUUACAAUCGGAGGCCGAGGGUUCCCUUAUCGCUUGGAAGACUUUGAGCCAUACCCUUGUCUGCCUCAGGAGCCCAGUCUCCACAAAAAGACUCAGAUGGGAGCACCAUGGUACCAAAGUGAUGCUGAUGUCUUUAAUCUGUUUAAGAAAUUGCGCAUGAAAAUAUUAACCAAUACUAGAAUCAAGAAACCCGUUUCCUGUAUGCUACCGGGCUUUGAGAAAAAGAUGUAUUCUAGAAAAGACAAUGUUGUUGGUAAGGAACGAACACACCCAUCUCCUUCAUAUGAUCAUGUUGUCCAUGGUGAUGCUGCACCGCUCCCUGAUGACAAGGAGAAGCCAAAACCACGGACACUUUUCCCAGAGACCUGGAUUUGGGAUUUGGUCUCUGUCGGGGACGAUGGGCAAGUGUCUCUCCAAGUUGCUGUACCUGACACUAUCACAGAAUGGAACGCCAACACCUUCUGUGUUUCUGAUACUGGCUUUGGGCUGUCACCUCUGACCAGUAUUAGGGUCUUCCAGCCUUUCUUUGUGGAUCUGUCACUGCCGUACUCUGUGAUCCAAGGAGAGACUUUCAGUCUAAAAGCCACUGUCUUCAACUACCUCAAGGACUGUAUCCAGGUACGUGCCACCCUCACAGAGACCCCAGAACUAAAGGUGGAUGCCUGCCCAGGCUGCCAGUUCACCAGCUGCCUCUGUGCUAAUGAAGCGAAAACCUUCGUGUGGAACGUGACAGCCACCAGGCUGGGUAAAGUGAACAUCACUGUGAGCGGCGAGGCAGAAGAUUCACACGACCUGUGCGAUAACAGGAUUGCUGUGACACCUUUGCAAGGAGGGAGAGACACGGUGAUAAAACCUCUGCUUGUGAAGCCAGGAGGUGUCCUACAAGAGAAGACACAAAACGCCUUUCUCUGUGCUGCAGAUAGCACUGUCUCUGAAGAGUUCUCCCUGACUCUGCCUGCAGAAGUGCUGGAGGGAUCUGGCCGAGCCACUUUCGCUGUGAUUGGGGACAUCAUGGGCCCAGCACUUCAAAAUUUAGACAGUCUGCUAGCGAUGCCCUUUGGCUGUGGUGAACAGAACAUGGUUCAGUUUGCACCAAACAUCUUCAUACUUCAGUACUUGAAUAAGACUAAACAACUGGACCCAGAAAUUGAAGAUAAAGCACUGAAUUUCCUGAGAACAGGUUACCAGCGUCAGCUGUUCUUCAAACACGAUGAUGGUUCCUACAGCACCUUUGGGAAAGCUGACAACGAGAGCAACACCUGGCUGACAGCUUUUGUAGCCAGGUCCUUUGGACAAGCCAGCUCUCACAUUUACAUCGACAAAAAUCAUGUGCACAGCGCUCUGCUCUGGCUGCAGAAGCACCAGCUGCCCAGUGGCUGCUUCCAGAGCGUGGGGAAACUCUUCAACAAUGACUUAAAGGGUGGUGUGGAUGAUACAAUCUCACUAACAGCCUAUAUCACUGCUGCACUGGUAGAGCUCCAUCUGGAGAAGAAUGACACCAUGCUGGAUAAUGCCUUACAUUGCCUCAAGAAUGUAUCACUUGAUAAGACAAACCUUUAUGUCAAGGCCUUGAUGGCUUACGUCUUCACACUGACCAAGGACAUGGAGAUGAGAGAGCAGCUCCUGGAUAUGCUAGAGAAGGAAACCGCAGAGCUCCUGACACCCCAUUCCAGUAGGGGAGAAUCUUCUUUGAUUGAGACAGUAGCCUACAUCCUCCUGGCUCACGUCUCCAAACCAGACUUGGCACCCAAUGAAGCCUCAGUGAGCAAGCUCGUGCGCUGGCUCAGUAGCCAAAGAAAUGCCUUUGGCGGAUUUGCUUCCACACAGGACACAGUUGUUAGCCUGCAGGCCCUCGCUCAGUAUGCAGCCCUGAUUCCUCAGGAGAUUGGAGAUGUAAAGGUGACCGUGAAAAGCAAGGAGGCUUCUCCACUGGAGUUCCACGUGCACACAAAGAACAAGUUGGUCCUGCAUCAGGCAUCUCUCCUUGCAGUCCCAGGGAUAUACACAGUGCAGGCGACUGGCAGUGGCUGUGUUUAUGUACAGGCCACUUUGUACUAUAACACACCACCACCAAAAGCAGAAGAUGUUUUUGUCCUGGAUGUGGAAGCAGUACCAAGAGAAUGUGACGGUGUCAGGAAAGAGCUUGACAUCCAUGUGUCUGUCAGUUACACAGGGGCCCGUGGGACCAGUAACAUGGCUCUGAUGGAGGUGGAGAUGCUGUCAGGGUUCAUUCCUGUGAGGAGUUCUUUGGAAGAGCUGGAGAAGAUACCCCUGGUGAAAAAGACAGAGAUAAAACCAGACAAAGUCACAGUCUACUUGGAAGAGCUGGGUGAGACUUCUCUGAAGCUUAACAUCUCAGUGGAACAAGAUGUUGAAGUACAGAACCUGAAAGCAGCAACAGUGCUUGUCUACGACUACUAUAAGCCGGAUGAUCGUGCAGCAAGAGAUUAUGUUUUCCCUUGCAGUUCAGGUUAG